This is a messenger RNA of Solea senegalensis (Senegalese sole), 2260 nucleotides long. It is a transcript of the gene ddc, whose product is annotated as dopa decarboxylase. NCBI's taxonomy places the organism in Eukaryota, Metazoa, Chordata, Actinopteri, Pleuronectiformes, Soleidae. The transcript has 14 exons. The record is from RefSeq and is a predicted model, not a curated record. Gene Ontology annotation, biological process: amino acid metabolic process; serotonin biosynthetic process; catecholamine metabolic process. Gene Ontology annotation, molecular function: pyridoxal phosphate binding; aromatic-L-amino-acid decarboxylase activity. Bases 112 to 1554 code for a protein of 480 amino acids.
CAGACACACUCAACACGUGUCUGUCUGUCCGUCUGCCUGCCUGUGAUUUUUAAAGAACAGAAGAGGUUCCACCGUCCAAGCAGCUGAAGCUCACACCUGAAAAUUUGCAGCAUGGAUACUGAAGAGUUUCGGCGUAGAGGAAGGGAGAUGGUUGACUAUGUGGCCGACUACCUGGAGAGCAUAGAGAAGCGACCAGUCUUCCCAGAUGUGGAACCAGGAUAUCUUCACUCCUUGAUCCCCACGGAGGCUCCUGUGGAUCCUGAGACUUAUGAGGACAUUAUAAAAGACGUGGAGAGGGUCAUCAUGCCAGGGGUGACACACUGGCAGAGUCCGUACUUUUUUGCCUACUUCCCAGCUAGUUCCUCUUUACCUUCUAUUUUGGCCGACAUGCUUUGCGGAGCCCUCGGCUGUAUUGGAUUCUCCUGGGCUGCCAGUCCGGCCUGCACAGAGCUAGAGACAGUGAUGUUAGACUGGCUUGGGAAGAUGCUGCAACUGCCUGAGUGUUUUUUAGCCGGGACUCAUGGUCACGGCGGAGGUGUCAUUCAAGGCACAGCCAGCGAGGCAACCCUUAUGUCCUUACUCGCUGCUCGAUGUAAAACAAUUCGAAGUGUUCAGGCCUCCAACCCCCAACUACCAGAGGGGGAAAUCUUCUCCAAACUGGUGGCGUACACCUCUGAGCAGGCUCAUUCUUCGGUUGAGCGCGCGGCUCUGAUUGGAGGAGUGAUGAUCAGGAAGGUUCCUACAGAUGACACCUAUGCCGUCAGAAAGGAUAUACUUAAGAAGAUGAUGGAGGAGGACAAAGCAGCUGGACUCAUCCCUUUCUAUUUUUGUGCGACUCUUGGAACCACUCCAUCGUGUGCUUUUGAUCACAUCACUGAACUGGGGCCCAUAUGUAAUGAGGAAAAUAUCUGGAUGCAUGUUGACGCAGCAUAUGCUGGGAGUGCAUUUAUCUGUCCGGAAUUUAGGCAUUUGUUGAAUGGCAUUGAGUUUGCAAACUCAUUUGACUUCAACCCUCACAAAUGGCUUUUAGUCAACUUUGACUGCUCUACAAUGUGGGUGAAGGAUAGAGCAGACCUUAUUGGAGCUUUCAAGGUGGAUCCACUCUACCUGAAACACGAAAACCAGGAGUCAGGCUUAGUCACAGAUUACAGGCAUUGGCAGAUUCCACUGGGAAGGAGAUUUCGCUCACUAAAGAUGUGGUUUGUCUUCCGUCUGUAUGGAGUCAAAGGCCUGCAGUCACAUAUACGCAAUCAUGUGGCCCUGGCCAAAGAGUUUGAGAGUCUGGUACGGGCAGACAAGAGGUUUGAGGUCUGUGCCGAGGUCAUCAUGGGACUGGUCUGCUUCAGGCUGAAGGGCCCAAAUGAACUGAGCGAGAACUUGCUCAAAAAGAUCAACCAGAGCCGAGAGAUCCACCUGGUGCCCUGCCAGCUCUCUGGCAGGUUUGUCCUGCGCUUUGCCGUCUGUGCACGAACUGCAGAGUCUCGUCACAUACAGGAAGCGUGGCGGCACAUCACGCAACUGACCCUUGAUGUGUUUCAGGAGUCCAGUGAUUGACAGACAGACAGACAGACAGGCGCACAGGAGACAAUCACUCUCCCACCCAAAGGUGUACUACAGUUAAGAUGAACUACUUAUUUUCAUGUUGUGGUUGUAAAAUGUCAAAAAGGGAAUUUCUGCAGUCACGUGUGUUUGUGUCGGCAGCCGAGUGUGUUCGUUCUUUUGCUGAAAAAAACAACAACAAUGUGCACAUUAGGAAACAAUGCAGGUUUCUUAAUAUCACAUUUAUUUCUCUCUGCACUUUCCACUCCCUUUAGCUUUAUCUGUGACCGUGUGUCAGUGUCCUCAUCAUGAUGCAUACAUGUCCCUGCAGACUUGUCUUUACUGUCCACGUCACUUCUGCGUCUUCUGUGUGUAAAAUGUGAUAUGGAGUGAAGGUGCAGUCAAAGUCUUUUUGUGUCGCCUUGUUAUGAAGGUUUUACAUUUUGCAUUGAAUGUGUUAUUCUACGUUGGAUGUGAGAAUUGACUUUUGAGUGUCUCUGAAAUUCUGUAAAGCAAAACCAUAUAUAUUUUAGGGAAGGAGUAGAUAUGAAUGGGUUGCACAAACAAUGUUUUGAAUCUGCAUUUACGCUAACACUAAGAUGAUUAUAUAAUGUAUGAGAAAAAAACUUAGUGAAGGUCGAAGCACAUUAUUUAUCUCCGGCCUCUUUAGCAAACACACGUGUGUUUAUUGUUUAAAGACACAGAGAAAUGUUUAUAAUUU